Raphanus sativus (radish) is the source of this 1176-nucleotide messenger RNA. Its product is annotated as non-classical arabinogalactan protein 31. Bases 41 to 970 code for a protein of 309 amino acids. Lineage: Eukaryota; Viridiplantae; Streptophyta; Magnoliopsida; Brassicales; Brassicaceae. The transcript has 2 exons. The record is from RefSeq and is a predicted model, not a curated record.
AAUCUCAUCUCGUAUAACUAACCAAAAACAAAACUAAAACAUGGGGUUCUUGGGUAAGAGUGUAUUGGUGAGUCUCAUUGCACUUUGGUGCUUCACUUCCUCUGCCUUCACUGAAGAAGUGAACCAUGUGACUCAAACACCUUCCUCUGCUCCUGCUCCAGCUCCUUACCACCAUGGUCACCACCACCCCCACCCUCCGGCAAAAGCCCCUGUUAAACCACCGGUUUCUCCACCAGCUAAACCUCCAGUUAAGCCUCCAGUUUACCCUCCAGCCAAAGCCCCGGUCAAGCCCCCAACUAAACCCCCGGUUAAACCACCAGUUUCUCCACCAGUCAAACCUCCAGUUAAGCCCCCGGUUUACCCUCCGACCAAGGCCCCUGUUAAGCCCCCAGUUAAACCUCCAGUUAAGCCACCAGUUUCACCACCAGCCAAGCCUCCGGUUAAGCCCCCGGUUUACCCUCCGACCAAAGCCCCUACUAAGCCCCCAACUAAACCCCCCGUUAAGCCUCCUGUCUCUCCUCCAGCCAAGCCACCGGUGAAGCCGCCGGUUUACCCUCCGAAGUUUAACAGGAGCCUAGUCGCCGUUCAGGGUACGGUCUUUUGCAAAAGCUGCAAAUACGCUUCUUACGAUUCACUCACUGGCGCCAAACCCGUUGAAGGUGCUGUGGUGAGACUACUGUGCAAGGGAAAGAAGAACAUAGUCGCGGAGACCACGACGGACAAGAACGGAUACUUCUUGUUGUUGGCUCCGAAGACGGUGACUAACUUCGGUUUCAGAGGUUGUCGUGCGUAUCUUGUGAAAUCAAAGGAUUACAAAUGCAACAAAGUCUCCAAGCUCUUCGGUGGAGAUGUCGGUGCCGUACUCAAGCCGGUGAAAACGCCGGGAAAAUCUGCGGUGGUCAUUAACAAACUCACUUACGGUGUCUUUAACGUCGGUCCGUUUGCGUUCGACCCUGUCUGCCCCAAAUGAAGAUGAUUGAGAUGCUCUUGUUACUUUCUUGAUUACGUUAAGUUCAAAAGAGUGAAAAGAGAGAUAGAGAGCGAGUUAUGUGUUUCUGCGUUGAAAGUGUAAUGUUAGCUAGUGUUGAGUUAAAUGUUGUGUUGCUUUUAUGAAUGUUUCCUUAAAUGACGUUGUUUUAAGUUUCUUUUGAAUAAAAAUAGCCAGCUUCAAGAUCA